AAUUAGUAUUGUCGAAUGGCUUUUUGGUGUCGUGUGCAAAGUUGAGUGUUGAGUUGAAAAUACGAUGGAAUUUCCGCUUUCUAGAAAAUGCAGACGGUGCACCAUAAUGAUUAAGGGUCGUUUCAUGUUCACCGCUCAUUGUUUUCGUCGUACCACGAGGGACUGCUUUUAUGCCAAUACUUCAAAGUGCUAUAACCUACGUGGGGUAUCAUACGAUGCAAAAGUUACGUGGGUUAAAAUCAUGGACCAUUAUCGUCGUCUUCAGGUGUCUUUCCAAGAAAGGGAGGAGGGAUGCAAGUUGAUUUACUCGUGCUUUGGAACUAUCGCGUGGGAAUACGCGCUUGGACACGCUCGAUGACACGACGAGAGGACGUCGUCUCGGAACGAUGGUAAUUUAUUAGUGUU
Molecule: messenger RNA, 405 nt
Organism: Apis mellifera (honey bee)
Lineage: Eukaryota; Metazoa; Arthropoda; Insecta; Hymenoptera; Apidae
Exons: 3
Coding region: 65-358 (97 amino acids)
Source: RefSeq, a predicted model, not a curated record